CGAACAUUUGUGAAAUUGUGUCUUCUUGUCGUCAGUAGACCGUCGCUACAUGCCAGUAGUAGUAUCUAGCCCGGCUUGCGGCAUUUCUUCCACAGCCUCCGUCACAUUAUGAGAAGACGGAGAGUGUCCUUAGCCUCGACUUAGGGAUUGCGUACGGCAAGGACGGGCGAGGAGAAGGAAGAACGGCUAGCCUGAGUAGUGGAGGUGGCCUUGUCGGUCCGGGAUCCACGUUGUACUGAAAAUACGUUGGUGUAGUAGUAAGCUCCGCGUCCUGUGAAGGAUCCUGUCCGUGAUUCAGCAGCGAACUAUCACGGCGUCGAAGAUGCAAGCGCAGGUAUCGCCGCCGCUUUCCCAGACUGUGUUUUGCGUUGUCAUGCUGAUCACAACACUGCUUUUGGCAGAUACAGACGCUAAUACUUCAGGAGCUGUCACAAGUAUGGUGCUACCCGAUGGCGGCGGCGGCGAUGGAGGUGGACCUCCUGAUUCCGGUGGCUUCUCCGACAUUGAUCUGAUUGUCUCCAGCAAGAAUGUGACGGUGGCGUCAAACGGAGACGUGACGAUUGGCUGUCGCGCAAACUCCCUAGAUGCGCCACCAAUCCGCUGGACAACGCUGCAAGCAUGCCAGCCCCAGUUUAUUGCUAGUAAGGCCGAUAUUCACACGUUCUCUUCAGCGGAAAUUCAGACUUCAUUCAGCGUGCUUCACCUGCGUAGUAUGACCCAGUCGUGUACACUCAGCUGUAGUUUUCUGAGCUUGCUGAAUACCACAAGGGGAACAACACCUGGUACAGCAGAGAAUAUCACAGUCACCGUGGGUACGCCUCCGCCAACCCAAGCUCCAGACGGCCAAGGUAGUGAGGACUUAACCCGCAUCGGCAGUCAUCUGCGGAAUGUCACCAACGGUAGCAGCUUCACUCUGGCCUGCUUAGCGCCGGAUCGUCCCGUGGCCUGGAACGUCACGGGCAGCUGCGUGACGUGGUUCAGCGCGGCCGUUGCCAACGGGAGUAUCCACCUGCACUCGCUGUAUCUCUCCGACAGAUCAGCCACGCUGUACGUACUGGGAGUGCCGGUGGCACGGUUUGCACACGCCUGCGAGUAUCUGUGCACAAACGGGCCAGCGACCGAGCGAUUCGGCGUCAAUAUUGUCGAUCCUCCCAUUGCCCCGACGACUCCGGCUCCGACCACUCCCACGCAGAUGCCUGACCCAACGCAGGCGGAGACGACUGAAGCGUCCAGCGGAAACUUCCCCAGUACGGUGCCGUCUGACACAGCGCAGGCAACAGCGUCCUCAGGACCAGGUACCGGAGUGUCGACGACAGGCAGUUCAACCUCGGACUCUGUCACUGCGGAUACCGUGCCGACUAGCUUGCUGGGAACAACAGCAGCGCGGGCGACCGUAAUGCCAAGCAGCGCUACCGCAGCUCCGUCGACAUCUCAUGCGGUGACUCUCAUCCCAGCGACCACUGCCACUCGGAGCAUUGGGACGUUAACAUCUUCGCAAACAAGUCUCAACGCUUCCGAGACCAUAACCGGCAAUGUUGUACUGAGAUGCACCUGUAUGCCGGCAUGCACCUACAAAUGGCUAGAUGCAGAGUCCACACAGCUCGUGCCGUCUUCUUUCGGCGGCCGUCUUGACGUGCAGAGCUACGCGGGACGUGGGGUCCUGUCCUCAACGCUAUCACUCGAGGAUCCAGAGAGGCAUGACGAUGGCAUUUACCAAUGCCAAGCUACCUUUACUGAUGCCUCUGUCAAGUCAAUCUCAUUCACACUGGGUGUUUACUAUGCACCGGAGGUGUACACGUCCCCUAGCAGCACGUACUCGGCGCGGGUCGGCGAUGACCUCGUCGUGAGCAGUGCGGCAGUCGGCAAUCCAGCGCCAGUGGCCACCUGGGCCAUCUACUCUAACCGGACGGGCAAGCUGGUCGAGGAGCCGUACAUGGACACGUUUGGCGCGCUCGCGUUUGAAACCAGCGGGCACAACACCACAGCAACGCUGCGCCUCAUCACCGCCGUUCCGUUCGCGGAGCACCUUGUCGUCUUUCGGUUCACCAACGCGCUGCGCUCUAACGUGUCGUCAGCAACUGUGAUAGUGUCAGUUACGGGUGUGACUCCAACAUCAUCAACAACCACAAGUCCAGCGAGCAGCUCCUCCGGCUUGGACCCCACGUACUUUGGUAUCAUAGCGAGUGGCGUGGCCGUUGUGAUUGCAGCUAUCAUUGCCUUGGUCUGCUCCUCGCACCGACACCGCCAGCAUGACCUGGCCGGCGCAAUUACAAAGAAGCACCAGAAGCGACACAGCAGCGACAAUGAUAUCAUCGCUAACCGUGGCAAUAGUGGCUCCCUGGCCAUGCCGUCAGAACGAGCCGACCGCAAGACGUCCACCGUCGCGCUACUGAAUCGAACCAGUGUUGAUGAAGCUGGCGGUCAGCAGUCUCAUGGUCUGCGCACCGUCCUCAGCACAAAAUUCAUGCGCUCGCCGAGGGAAAGGUGUUCGAACACCGCACCCCCACCUCCAGCGCGCGGAAGCCUGCCGGAGAUUCAGACUGCUGACCCACCGUCAGAAGGAAUCUAUGCUCUAAUGGCGGGUAACUCGCCACAACUACCUCAACGGCCCAACUGGCCAUCCAAAGUGAACCAGUCGGAAUAUAUUUCCAUGGACGUCAAAGACCGUAGCGAGUGGACUAACUCAGACCAUAGCACACCUCCGCAAGGACAGUCGUCGUCCAAAAUCAGCGUCGCCCACAACAACACAGCAGGCAGGGCAGGUGACGACAACUUCCAAUACAACACCUCCCAGCUGAGCCUGGACUCUCCGACGCGUCAGCUUAAGUACGUCAAGUCGUCACGCAAGCGCAGUCCCUCUCCACGAGCCCGUCACUCUCUCGGCGAGCAUUCCCUGUCUCCGCUGCGACGUGACCGAGGUGACACCAUGUGCUCCGAAGCAUCCGAGUACGACGUCAAUUACGGCGAGAUCCCAGCUAACUUUGGUCGCCUGGCGCCCAUGGCCAACGACACCGACUCUGUGUACUCAUCCGAGUACAUGUCACAUCGCCCAGUCUCGAUCAUCACGCAGAAAUCGGCCGACGGGAACGGCGACGACGACUCUGUUUAUUCGUCUGAGUACGCAACACAACGGCAGAUGUCCGUCACUGCACGCAGGCCAACGGAGGUGUCUAAUUAUGACAUCUACUCGACGGGUUACGGAUCACCCGGAAGUGCCGAGUAGUUUCCGCAUGUCGCCGCCACGUCUUUUGAAUGCAUGUUCGCUAGGUCCAGAGGUGUUCAAUCCAUUAGCUGCGUGGUGCUCAACGUAUCAGUGCCAGGCUCGCUCCUCGAUUGUGCAGUCGUGUGCAGCCCUGAUGCUUUGUGUGCGGACCAUACUUUGGUUGCCCGGCUUUGGGCGUUUAGUCCUAGACCACUCUGUGAGGCCCCACACUUCUGUUGAGCCUUGGGGGUUAGUGUUACACUACUUUGUGCAACCCCACACUCCUGUUGCUCGUUGUGGGCCGGAUCCUACACUACCUUUGUGCGGCCCCAUACUCCGGUUGCACGGUGUCCCUGGACAGUUCGGUGGCGGGUGACACUAUACCAGCUACUACGGCGGUCGGAGGUGCUGUUGAAUAGUCAGGUCCAGUGCUAGCUCUGGAUUGGCCAUUCCGUCUAACUCCCGUACCUCUGGGGAACAAAUUACACUUGGACUGCGACCCGUGGAUGGUGUGGCAAAGCGGCGGCGUGCUUUUCCGUAGUACAAGCCACCAUCAGCAUGUCAGUAUCAGCAGUAACGGUGACUAUCUCAUCACAGCUUGUUUAGCAGUGGAGGAAUGAGUAGUCCUGUACACUGUACUGUACCUCUCCCUGCUCCAUUCCACUGCUCGCAUGAUGUACACCAGGCUACAGUAUACACCGCGUGCAUGUGCAUGUGUGUGUGUGCAUGUGUGUGUGUGUGUGCAUGUGUGUGUGUGUGUGUGUGUGUGUGUGUGUGUGUGUGUGUGUGUGUGUGUGUGUGUGUGUAUGUGUGCACAUGUGUGUGUAUGUGAGCGCGAACCUGCCCGUGUGUGUGUGUUUGACUAUAGGUGACGAUGUAUCAUACAUGUACAUGUAUAUAGAUGUGUUUGGGUACGUGCACGUGUGUGUUUGCGUCCAAUUGGCCUAUCCCGAUUCUUUGCGUUAGUUUCCCCAUUGCUGGCUGCUGGCUCAGUCUUGCAAUGGGAAAUGUGUUUAUCCCAUUCGUGCUGAUCUACACCCCACCUCCUGCACACACACACACACACACACACACACACACACACACACACACACACACACACACACACACACACACACACAUACUCCUAUCCCAAUUUCAUGAUUUACUAUCUUACGCUAGAAAGGUUCAUUGAGUUCUUUUUUUGCUAUUCUCCUAUUAUUUCUGCUAGCCUUUAUACCUAGUUUCAACACCCCCCUGGCGCCAUGCCCCCUGCCCACGCAUGCACUCCCACAACCACAUACUCCAUGCAUAGAUGAGACUAUCCCUUGGUCACAUGCCAGCUCACACGACUGAUAUUAUUGGGAAUUUUUUCGCUGAAUACUUGAUGAUGUCAUGGCUGAUGUCAUGUGACUUGAACAAAAGAUGACGUCAUGUAGUUGCAUACAUUGAAUACGAUUAAGUUGUACUUUUAUUACGUGACUUCAUGUAUUUUCGCCACGGUAGAGGGAUAAUAUUUUGCUGAUUAUAGUAUGUCAUUGGUUCAUAGCAACUUUAAUUUAUAAAUAAUACUUGUGCUAGAAAUCCUCUGUAUGUUAGUGUUUGAU
Messenger RNA from Sycon ciliatum, 4788 nucleotides. Its product is annotated as mucin-2-like. Lineage: Eukaryota; Metazoa; Porifera; Calcarea; Leucosolenida; Sycettidae. Gene Ontology annotation, molecular function: cell adhesion molecule binding. The transcript is spliced from 13 exons. The coding region runs from base 323 to 3223 and encodes 966 amino acids. Gene Ontology annotation, biological process: cell-cell adhesion. Gene Ontology annotation, cellular component: cell-cell junction; plasma membrane. The record is from RefSeq and is a predicted model, not a curated record.